Molecule: messenger RNA, 1250 nt
Organism: Populus nigra (black poplar)
Lineage: Eukaryota; Viridiplantae; Streptophyta; Magnoliopsida; Malpighiales; Salicaceae
Product: ER lumen protein-retaining receptor A
Exons: 6
Coding region: 226-873 (215 amino acids)
Biological process (GO): endoplasmic reticulum to Golgi vesicle-mediated transport; protein retention in ER lumen
Cellular component (GO): membrane; cis-Golgi network; endoplasmic reticulum
Molecular function (GO): ER lumen protein retrieval receptor activity
Source: RefSeq, a predicted model, not a curated record
UGGAGUCCACGCAUUAAUAAAAAGAAAAGAAAAGAAAAACCCACAUCAAGAAAAACUCCCAAAGCGUGGAGGCAAACCCCGUCCCUAAGUUCCCCGUCCUCACAUCUCCUCCAUCUUCUCCGUCUCCCACACAAUCCACAGAGCCAUUACAAAGAAAAUCCUUGAAACUGAUUAAACUUCUCUCUAAAAAUAAAAUAGAAUUAUUAUUGAUUUUGGUGAUUGAGGAUGAAUAUCUUCAGAUUCCUGGGUGACAUGACGCACUUGAUUAGCAUUCUAAUUCUCCUCCUCAAAAUCUACGCUACCAAAUCUUGCUCUGGGAUUUCGCUUAAGACGCAGGAGCUGUACGCGCUGGUGUUUUUGACGCGCUAUCUGGAUCUCUUCACCGACUUCAUUUCAGUCUACAAUACUGUUAUGAAACUGGUGUUUAUUGCCAGCUCCCUCGCUAUCGUCUGGUGCAUGAGGAACCACCCUCUUGUCAGGCGUUCUUACGAUAAACAACUUGAUACCUUUCGCCAUUAUUUCCUCCUCCUUGCAAGCUUUCUUUUGGCUCUUCUCCUCCACGAGAAGUUCGCAUUCCAAGAGGUCUUGUGGGCGUUUUCAAUGUACUUGGAGGCAGUAGCAAUUCUUCCCCAGUUAGUAUUGCUUCAAAGAAGUGGGAAUGUAGAUAACUUGACAGGGCAAUAUGUUUUCUUUCUUGGGACUUAUCGUGCUUUCUACAUCUUCAACUGGAUUUACCGCUAUUUCACAGACCCACAUUUUACUCGAUGGAUUGCUUGCGUUUCUGGUCUUGUCCAGACAGCCCUCUAUGCAGAUUUCUUCUACUACUACUUCAUCAGCUGGAAAAACAAUGCAAAGCUUCAGCUGCCAGCGUGACAACCAAUGGAGUUGAACUAGCGGCAGUUACUAUCAAAAGGUUUCAUGAUGGUGGUUGGUAUCCCACUUGCUGGUUGACGUUACAUGGGACCAAGAGGGUGUAUAUGUUUUCUAAUUUUGUGUUGGGAUGAAUCCUUUUUUGUAUCAAAUGGUGAUUAGUGAUAUGGUCAGUGGGUAGGGUGGUGGUCAUCUCAGGUAUGCUCCUUUUGAUUUAGGUAAAACACCAAUGUUGUUGUGAGGUCCUAUUUUUGAAGUGCCGGCAGCCGUCCCCUCACUUUUAAUUUGUAAAGAUGUUACUGGGAGGGAAAGAUGCAGAUUUGGCUAACAUUGUAGUUGGACAAGAGUCAAGAGUUAACCAAGUGAUGACUUGCGGAGCA